GACUCGACGGUCACGUGUCCCUAGUCGCUAGUUGAUGACGUCUUUUAGCUGUGCCUCGUCUGCUGAGUCUAUUGCACUCCUCUUGCGGCUAAUUAAAGGCACAAGAAGAGACAGACAGUGUGGAAGAUGUGAACAUCUGGGACAGGUGGGUUUUAACUCCAUAUCUGCUGAGCUCACGUUAGGCUAACAUGGAGGGUUCACAGCAUUCGAAAUCUCUUAAGAACUCGGGGAAUAAGGCGAGCCCUUGCCAGCCAACACCUCUCUUAGUAGCUUCACUGUGAGAAGAGAAUCUUAAAAGUCGACAGAGAGAAGAAAGAGUUUACCACAGAGCAUGGCCUUAGUUAAAGAGCAUAGCAUGGACGAAAGACAGGCACUGGUUAAAGAAGAGGACUGUGACUGGGGGCCACCAGAGGAUUUGUGUGCGAAGCCGGAGGAUCGUGAGAGAAUUUCUGUUUUUAAAGAGGAGGAGUGCAAGGAGGAGAUCGGGGAGGUUAAAGUUGAGGACUCCAAAGAUCUCUCGGUGAGCGUUGGCCUGCAAAAGCACGAAAGAGGGAAAAUUUUCAAGCAAGAGAUCAGUGAAGCGUCUCAUUCCAGUUUACAGCCCUGGUCCAGUAAAAGAGGAGAACUGGCCCCCCAGCAGAAUUCCAUGGAGCUGAAAUCGGAGUCUGAAAGGAAAAUUACUGAUGGAAAUGGAAAAGAAGGAGAAGAGCAUUGGUCCUCCAAGGAUGCUGGAAUAAAUGUCCAAGAGAAUGGCAGCUUCUCCUCAUCUUCAUUUGGUCAGACAUUUCUUGGGUGCAGACAGAUACAGAGCCAGGAACUGGAGAAGAUGAUAAAGAAAUCAACAAGAGGAUCAGAGACUCUGAAAGAAGCCUCUUUGCAAUGCAGUUCUUCUCCCACUGCCAAACUAACAAAGACAGAAUUCAUCAAUCCCGACCAAUGGCCAACAAAUGACACGGAUCAGGAGCCUUUGUACGUCGACCAAGAGUACGGAACAUUUUUCAAAAACAAACCAGAGUGUAAAGCUCAUAUGAGAAUUUAUAUGAGACCGAAACCCUAUGCCUGUUUGGAAUGUGGCAAACUAUUUUCACAGAGCAACAACCUUCGGCGACACAAACGGAUUCACACUGGAGAGAAACCAUACUCCUGUCCGGAAUGUGGCAAGCGAUUUUCUCACCGGAGCAGUCUCAAAAGACACAACAGUGUUCAUACUGGAGAAAAGCCGUACCGAUGUUCUGAUUGUGACAAACAGUUUUCCAGAAGUAGCUCUCUUCAGCAACACACGCAGAUUCACACAAGAGAAAGGGCAUUUGGCUGUCCGGAAUGUGGCAAAAGAUUUUCCCGUAAUAAUAUUCUUCAAAAACAUUUAAAAAUUCACACAGGAGUAAAACCUCAUUGCUGUUCAGAGUGUGGUCAAAGAUUCUUUGAAGUGAGCCAACUUCAAGACCACAUCCAGGUUCAUGCCUGGGAGAAAACGUAUUGUUGUACUGAAUGUGGCAAAGAGUUCUUACAAGUAAGCCAUCUUCAGAACCACAUGAGGACUCACACUGGGGGGAAACCGUACUGCUGUCUGAAAUGUGGGAAACAAUUCACACACACCGGUAGUCUUCACAAGCAUAAAAGAAUUCACACGGGAGAGAAACCUCACUGCUUUUCUGAGUGUGGAAAACAAUUCUUUCAGAUAUGCAAUCUUCAACGGCAUAUCAGAAUUCAUAGUGGGGAGAAACCUUAUUGUUGUUCUGAAUGUGGGAAACGAUUCUCAAACAGCAGUGGCCUUCGAAGUCACGAAAGAAACCAUACUGGUGAGAAGCCUCAUAGCUGUUCUGACUGUGGCAAGUGUUUCUCGGACAGACGGAGUCUUGACAGACACGUGAGAGUUCACACAGGAGAGAAACCACACAGCUGUCCAGAAUGUGGCAAACAGUUUUCACAAAUAAGCACCCUUCAGCGCCACGCGAGAAUCCACACUGGAGAAAAACCUUACUGCUGUUCUGACUGUGGGAAACGAUUCUCAGGCAGCGGUGCCCUGCAACAACACAUACGCAGCCAUACCGGAGAGAAGCCGUACAGUUGUUCUGAAUGUGGUAGGCGAUUCUCUGACAGUAGCAAUCUUCAGAAGCACACACAGAUUCAUACGGGAGAAAAGCCAUAUUGCUGUGCCCAAUGUGGCAAAAGAUUUUCGCGCAGCAACAGUCUUGACAUGCACAAAAGAAUUCACACGAGGGAGAAACCCCAUUGCUGUCCAGAGUGUGGCAAACAGUUUCCACAAAUCCGCAGUCUUCACAAUCACAUUAGAACCCACACGGAAGAAACCCCCUUUUGCUGUUCUGAAUGUGGUAAACGAUUUUCUGACAGUAGCAGACUCCAAAGACAUGUAAAAAUUCACACUGUUGAAGAGCCACAUGAAUGUGGCAAGUGAUUUACAGAGAGUAGUGCUCUUCAACAGCACAUACAACGCCGUUCUGGAGAGACGUACAGUGCAGGUCAUGAUGGAUUCCACAGAGCUAAUCAAAAGAAACAUUCAGGCCCAUCCCGACUUUCUACUGAUAACCAUGAUGCCAUAUGGACUUCAAAAUAGCAAUGUCAGUGCCACACACUGUCGUCACUACAAACUUAAGGGAAUAAGAGUGACUAAAGAGUAAGGUUCACUCCCAUUCUGGUAAUAGGCACUCUAAGGAACUCUGGUGAAAUUUAUCAAGAGAGAAGCCCUGGAAAUAUCACAAUGUGGCUGUUCAGGUCAGUCGUACUACCGAUUGUUCUAUACGCUUGUGAAACCAGGAUGUUUAGGAAGUUCUGAAGAAAGGAAACUCCUAGUUUUACUUAAAAUCUCCACGUACAUCUGCUGGAGAAGAUCCAGGACCAAGACAUCCGGAAGAGUCUAAACCAAACCGAGACAAUCAUGCAGUUGGUACAUUUCAGACAACACCGGUUUCUCUGCACACGUACUCUGAAUGUACUUGCACUUGUAUAGAGUGGUCCAGAUCUAAUUAUGUAAUUUCCAUUAUGCAUCCAUUAUCCAUUAAGUUUAUUACAUAGAAAA
Molecule: messenger RNA, 3037 nt
Organism: Polypterus senegalus (gray bichir)
Lineage: Eukaryota; Metazoa; Chordata; Cladistia; Polypteriformes; Polypteridae
Product: oocyte zinc finger protein XlCOF6-like
Exons: 4
Coding region: 332-2416 (694 amino acids)
Source: RefSeq, a predicted model, not a curated record